AUGACAUUUGCUUACAUUUAUCAUGUGUUUGAAGGGAAAUCAAAGCAACUACUUAUAACUCCGUCUCUCAAAACACCAACAUACAUUAUGAAUGCACACAGCUUAAAAAGAAAACUGGACGAAGUUGAAUCGCCGGAAGUGGCUCUUCGUUUAUCCCCUGAAUGUACCUCGGACGAAGAAUUAUCUUUUUCGAGGAAUCUAUAUACCAUUCAUAAUGAUUCUGUUUUAGAGGCAUUAGCAGCGAAUAGAAAUGAGAUGGCGACUUCAAAUUUUUCGCGUGUCUUGAUACUUUACACUGGUGGUACUAUUGGAAUGAAACAGAACAAAACAUAUGGAUAUGUUCCGGUUCCCAAUUAUUUAACAGAAACUCUCUCGCAAAUGUCACGAUUUUAUGAUCCGCGGGGUCUUUCGAAAAUCACUGCAUCCUCUUUCGAUACACCUCAUAUCUUCGAUCAAUCAGCUGAUCGUGAUGUGUUUAUGAAUAAAGUUGUCAUCGAAGGUAAAGUUGAAUCGAUCCGAGGUUUAAUAACACCACCUUCUUUAUACGGAAAAAGAAUAAGUUAUUCUAUAUACGAAUAUGUGCCUUUGUUGGAUUCAUGUAAUAUGACAAUGAAAGAUUGGAUAAGAAUCGCAUCAGACGUUGAAGCAAAUUAUCAAAUUUACGACGCUUUUAUUAUACUUCAUGGAACGGAUACCAUGGCUUAUACUGCAAGCGCCCUAAGCUUCAUCUUGGAAAAUUUGGGAAAAACUGUAAUUCUAACUGGGUCACAGGUUCCAAUUUCUGAAGUUCGAAAUGAUGCAGUAGAAAAUUUAUUAGGUGCACUUACAAUAGCGGGCCACUUUGUUAUCCCAGAGGUUUGUCUUUUUUUCAACAAUAAACUCUUUCGCGGUAACAGGGUAUCGAAAAUGAAUGCUGUGGAUUUUGACGCGUUUGAUUCACCAAAUUUGAGACCAUUAGUAAAGGUUGGCAUAAAUAUAGAGGUUAAUUGGUCUGAAAUUGUAAGGCCUUCACAUAUAGCCAAAUUUAAGACUCAUAAAAAACUAAAUUCAAAUGUCGCCACUCUCCGAUUAUUCCCUGGUAUAACCGAAUCAACAGUUCGCGCCUUCUUAGCGCCACCUAUCGAAGGUAUUGUGCUUGAGACUUAUGGUGCCGGCAAUGCUCCCGAUACUCGUGAGGAUCUCAUGAAAGCAUUCACGGAGGCAAGUGAACGAGGAGUGAUUAUAGUGAAUUGCUCGCAAUGUAAAAAAGGAUUGGUGACGGAUCUAUAUGCGACCGGAAAAGCGUUAAAUAAAGCUGGCGUCGUACCGGGAAGUGACAUGACCGCAGAGUGCGCCUUAGCGAAACUCUCAUAUCUUUUAGGUCAAAAUCUUUCAGCUAAUCAAGUUCGCCAAGAAAUGACUAGGAAUCUGCGCGGCGAAUUGACUGUUGUUUCAUCCAAACCAAGAUUUACGUUCAAUAGAUCACAUACCCUAAUUCGGAAGAUAAUAACUGCAGCUGCGAAUUCAAAAACUAAUGCAUCUUCGGGACUUUCAAUUAACUUGCAGGAAAGAGUAUUAAUGGAAAAAUCUUUAUAUCCUAUUUUAUUAUGUUCUGCUGCGGGAACAAAUGACUUGGUUGGGAUGGAAGAAUUGUGGGAAAAUGUUGGCGAGUCACUUAUUUUAAAUUGUGUAGAUUACGACGAGAGGACCCCAAUGCAUAUUGCGUGUACAUCUGGUCAUUAUAAGAUUGCCAAAUUUUUAGUGGAGCGUGGAGCGUCUGUACAUGUUAGAGAUAGGUUUGGCCAUACGCCAUUGUUUGAGGCAGCAAGAAACAAGCAUCGAGCUAUCAUCGAGUUAUUACGAUUGGCUGGUGCUCAUUUUAAUGAUUCUGAAAGUGAUCACGUUAUUUUCCAAGCCUUUCUAGCGGCUUCAACAGGGGAUGUUGAACUCUUAAAAAAUUUUGUAGAUGCUGGUUGGGAAGUGAAUCGAUCAGGUUUCGAUCACCGAACAGCUCUUCAUCAUGCCGUAGCACAAGGGCAUCGUGCUGUCGUCGCCUAUCUACUAUCUUUGCCCGGUAUUUUACCAGAUACUAAAGAUCGCUGGACAAAAACACCUUUAGACGACGCUGAAUUAAAUCUUGGUCGUAUGUGGGGAAGAGACGAUCAACGAGAAGCUGACGCGCGAGAUAUUGUUAGCAUGCUCAGAUUAAAAAUUGAGGAACGGCAGCGAGCAAUUGCUCAACUCAACACUUCGACUGCAUUGCCAAACGAGGUUGAAUCUGAUCAAGGUCGGAACUCUGGUCAAAAUAGAAUUCGCAUUCGAAGUUCUAUUCCAACCACUCCAAACUCUUUUAAUAAUGAUGACGAUGAUAAUUGUAGUAAUAAUUACAGCAUUAGUAAUAGGCGAGAAUCGCUGAGUGUGACGUUGAUAAAAAAAGGUUUCGAAAAUGCAGAUGCUGAAAUUUCUAUAGAUAAUAAAAAUGGAACGUUAUCAACAACAGUUUCGCAUUCAUCGUAG
Messenger RNA from Ambispora gerdemannii, 2496 nucleotides. The record is from the annotation of a GenBank genome assembly. NCBI's taxonomy places the organism in Eukaryota, Fungi, Glomeromycota, Glomeromycetes, Archaeosporales, Ambisporaceae.